GAACCCUUGUCUUUCUACUUUAUUUUAUAUGCAGUAUUAUUCAGAAACCAUGUCUGUGUCAUCCUGCUUUAUGAUUGAGUAGUAGGCUAAGCUUGCUUAGGGUUGUAGGAUGUUAGCCGCAUGAACUGAACACAAAUAAGUGAUCUUAAUUGUUCUUCAUUCAUAUUGUUCUUACUGCCUGCAUUGAACUGAUCACUUAAUGUUUGAUCUUUGAUUUAAUCCCCUAGCUAACCGUUUAGGAGAUAAAUUGAUAUAUAUUGAAUGAGCUUUGUAUCCCUAAUCAGCGAGAGUAAAUAUUAGGGUAUUAAGUGAACUAAUCAGAUCUCGCAUCUAAGGCUUGCUAUCGCGUCUUGCUCCAAGCGAGAACUUAGGACUCAAGACCGACACGCAAAGGGAACAAGAUCACGAUAGUGGGUUGUUCUAGCCGAGUGAUCUGAGUUCUAGACUGCAUUUCAUCGUACUUGAAUAGUUGUUCAGUCCUGCAAUUAACAUCCGAUUAGUAACCCUAAGCCAGCUUCAUUUAAAUCGAAUUUGAAUCACCUAGGCAUUCUUGUUACUCGUGUCAUAAUUAAUUCUCAAAACUCCACUUGUUUCUCAGCUUAACAUUGAACACAUAGGAGUAAAGAGUAAACUGCUCCUCUGGAUUGAAUCUCAAAUAUUACAAUUACCACUGUUAACUUGAUAGUAGCAAAGAUUCAUUUUUAAUGUAUCAGACAGACCAGGUUAACACUCCAAAACUAUCAACACAACACCAGUGAAUAAGUUUGAAAAUCUCAGAGAUACAACCUGGCUUGUUGGGAGAUGAAUGAAGCAUGAGGUGGUGAUGAGGGCCGAGCAACCCGUGCACGAAGCUACAACCAGAUUGACAAGCUGUGACGUAAAACAUACAGUGACUGCCACGGGAGACAACGAAACCCAUAAAAAGAGACUGCAUUCCGCAGUAAUAAGGCCAUUCGAGGAACCCAAACCAAGCACCAACAAACCAGCCACCGGGACUGAAGUAGAAGAGAUUCUUAGGACCAAAAUCAUAGAGGAGAUGGAAAGCCAAAGAACUCCAGAGGCAGAAUAAACUGAGAUCUGAGAAAACUUCAUAUUUAAAUCUGGACUCAUGAAUGAUUCUGAAGCAGAAGACAGUAACAGGAGAUGGAAUGAUGAGAUGGAAAGUCUCUUGGAAAAGACAGAUCUGUCCAAGAAUGAAACUCCAUUGAUGAUAUGGGAUUUGCAGAGGAUGAGAGUUUUGACAGGAGAGAAGGAUCUGUUAGAGGUUCUAACGGGAGAUGAAGGUGGAUCGGGAGGUUCUGGAGGGUCAGGCUCUGUCAACUGACCGGAAUUCAUGGCAGAGGAGGAGAAGGCUAAGGGAGGAAGCCCCUGGCGGCUAGGGUUUUCUAGAGAGAGUUUUGCACUCUGUCUUCUUCCUGCAGGAGAUAUAUAUUUAUGUAUAUAUAUUUAUGUAUUCUGGCACUUCAAAAUAUUUUGAUAAUAUUUGUAUCAUAUUGUAAGUAAAACCUAAUAACUUAUGGUAUAUAUAUACCGCAUAUAAUAUAACAAGAACAAUAGGAAAAAACUAAUUUAUAUAAUCUAAUUCAAAUAUAACUAUGAAAUCAGUUGUUCUUUCUUAUUUUAAGAGUAUAUAAUUUAAAAUGUAGGAAUCUAAAAUUAUUUUAUAUAAAUUAAUAAAAUAUCAUAAUCCUAACAUUAUUAAGUAUUAACUAUAGUUAAAAAGUUAAAACGAAAGUAAAAAGAAAAAAACGCUUUGACGGCGAUGCAAAAGGCGAUUUAGGUUUCCAUGUUUUCACGAAGGUGGGAUCUGGGUAUCACCAACGGUGAAUGGAUCGGAGGAGAUCUUUAUCAAAUCAACGUUCGCACAUACAUGGGAAGACAAUUUCCUUCGGAUUCUCGAUGUAUGGCAAUGAAAUUUCGAGUUGUUUUUUCGGAGAAGAUAUGGAAGAUCAGGUUUGUGGGGGAACAAAAUUUGGUUUCAAUCAUCUUUAAGAUGAAAUCGAAUGUAUUUAAAGGUAAUAUCUUUCACUUUCUUCAAUUGAGUAUCUUGCUUGAAGGAAAGGGGAUGCGAGGAAGGAAUGUGGGAUUUGAUAAUGUUGGGAUAUGGAGACUAGGGAUCUGUUGGUUUUUGAGAUGAGAGUUUGGAUCUGUUGGUUUAUUGAGAUCGUAAGUUUAGGGAUUCAAUUGUUCUAUGAGAUUGUGAUACAGGGUGUCAAUUAUGGAUUUGAUAUUACUACGGAAUAUCUUCUAAAUAUUAGAUUGGCUAAAUGGAAUUGCUAUAAAAGGACGUCUGGGGUUCUUUUAUCUUGCAUCAGUUGUUCUCGUUUUAUACUAAUAAACGAGAUUCAUAGCUUUCUCUGUAUCAUGUCGCAGAGUCAGUUGCUACACAAGAGUUAGAUGAAGAAUGGUGAUACCACCCGCAAGAGGUUGAAGAUCUCGGUGCCCCACUUUGACAACUCUGAGUUGAUCAAAACCUUCUCCAAAACGUUGAUUGGUCAGUGCAUGAACCCGGAGGAACAAGACGUGAAGGCUUUGAUCACAAACCUGCAGAAAAUAUGGUGUUUGGAGAAACGGGUUACUGGAAUGGACCUGGGACUUGGAAAGUUUCAAUUCGUAUUUGAAACUGAGGAGGAGAUAGAGGGGGUCUUGAAGCUUCAACCUUAUCACUUCGACUACUGGAUGCUGUCACUGGCUCGAUGGCAACCAAAGAAAUCUCCACAAUUCCCUUCGGAGAUAACUUUUUGGGUUCGGGUGUUAGGCGUCCCUGCAGAGUUCAGGACGGCUCCUACUUAUGAGAGUAUCGGGGAUGCUAUUAGAAGAACGGUGAUGGUGGAUGUGGAACACGUGCGGGUUCAAGUGGUGGUGGACGCUUUCAAGGAGCUCUGCUUCGAAACCACUAUAAACUUCAAAGGUUGGGAAUUCUACGAGAGUGAGGAGGCCUUGGUAUCUCUACGGUAUGAGAAGCUUUUUGGCUUUUGUCAAUUUUGCUCCAGUCUUUGUCAUAAGGACGAGAAGUGUCCUCUGGAUCCUAAGAAUAUAAAGAAGAGCCCGGAGAAGAGUAGGGAGAUGAGAGAGGGAAAUGGUGGAUGGCACGAUGUAGGAAAACAUGAUGAGAGAGCCCGGAGUUACAAGGGAGUGGUGAUCAAUGGAAAUAGCAACCAACCAAACAGAGAGAGGGAGAGUCGAGCUUAUUUUGGGAAGGGGAAAGGAAAAGUGGCCGAGGAUCAUGAUCACAAAUGGGUGAAGACAGCGGAGAGGGGUCAUAAGAGGAUCUCUUCCUACCAUGGGAACUCCCGUGGUGAUGCAGGAAGUUCGUAUAGAAGAUCAUCACGAAGAGAGGAAAAAAAUGUGGCACCACAGGAGGAUCGGGUUCAAACAUCUCCAAGACAUCUGGAACGUCAAGAUGGUCAGAAUGAAAUAUGAGAAGAGACACGUGAGGAAGGGGAGAUUAAGAGUGCUGGCGAGGAAGCUUUGACUCUUGUUUCUAAGGAAUUUAAAGCUGCACUUGCUGAGACACAGGCGGCUGGUUUGGAGGUGAUCUCUGAUCCUGUGGAUGGAGAGGAGGGCCUACAAAAAAUCCAAAGUCUUUUGGAGAAUGAUCGAGCCCCGGAGGGAGAAGAGGAGGAUGUGAUGGAGAUGGACGAAAUUCAGGCAGCAUUGCUGGAACAUGGUUUGGAUAAGAAUGCGAUAGAUGCUCUUCCGGCAGUCUCUGAGGAGGAAAUGGAGGAAAUGAUUGCGGGGUACGAAGAGGAAGAUCAACUUCAGGAGGCAGGGGAACAGGCUAAUGGCGCAGAUGAGAAGAAUAAGGAUGCAACGGAGCAGGCCAAGAAACAGGGGACUCGUAAAAUACUGUUCCAACCUUCAAUCAACGUAGAAGGAAGCACAAAGAUGAGGAUUGCAGCAGGGCUUGUCUCUCCUCGCAAACGUGCAGCAGCCAAGAUGGGGACUCGUAAAGGGGAUACAAGUAAGCCAUUGGAGAGUAAAGGACCGUCAAACCCGAACUCUGGAAACCUGAAGAAUUAAUUUUAUGGAUCAAGUCUUACUAGUAUCUAGCAAGCAGGGUCUGGGGUGUUUAAUUUUCAAAGUUUUCUUAUUGAUGUUUUGGUAUUGGGCAAGAUCUCUUUAUAAGAUCAUGCAUUGGAAUGAAAUUUGCUAUUUGGAUUACUGGUGUUGGUGUGGUUUGGAUCAGAGGUUUAUUAUCUUUGCAUUCAGAUGUUUUGGUUCUGUUGGUAAGUCUUUGGCACACGGCUCAGCUUUGGAAAAGUUACUGUGGCCGGUCUCAUUUAACCGAAUGCAGUCAAGAACUCGAUGGCUUUGUCAUAGGUUGGCAAGGUCUAUUGGUCUGGAGCGUCAACAAGAACGAGGAAGGAGUGAUGUUCGAUAUAAAGGUAACAGAUGGAGGUUGCAAAGUUCUUUUUCUAAAUAAGUGUCGGGUUACACGGUUGAGGCUCCAUUUGGUUUACGGACGAUCGCAUUAUGGAUUACAAUACUGGCACUUUAGCUCUUACCUCGCAGGAACAGAGUUAGGCAGCUUCAGGUUAAUAUGUUGGACAAAUAUUGGGUCAAGAUAAUAGUAAACAAUAAUGUCUUUUUGGUUUUAUUGCAUAUUGUGCUUUCGGAUCAAGAUAAUGCUGUAGAAACAUUUGUUCAGUAUUGUUACUUAAAGGUUUUGAUUUGGGUUUGGUGUUGCUUAUAUAUGGAUCGGGAAUUAUUUUACAUUACGGACAUGCCAUUUGUAUUGGUUCUACGGCCACCGGUGCUUUGGUGUUACUCGUUGUUCCUUCAGAUAGUAUCUUAUAUGGUAUUUGGAAGAAUAACGAAUCACAAGAAGCGGUUGGAGAUUGCGAACUUGUUGUUGGCUAGAGACUAUUCUAAUAUUUUAUUUCAUCACGGGACAUAAAAGUGUUUUCUUUGGAGGUUUCAAGGAAAAUUUCUAUGGGAUGGGGUGGAGAUAGGAAAGUUAAUAAGUUUGAAGACAUUAACGUGGCGGAGAGCCUUUUUACUAUGGGGGUUGGAGAAUUCAGGGUAUCAUUACACCCAAUUUAGUUAGCUCAAAUGAGUCCUUCCAUAUAUUUUUAAAUGAGAGCACUAAGUUGGAAUUGCCGAGGAAUGGGAAGUAAGUGGACUAUAAGUUAUUUAACGGAGAUAUGACAUAAACAUAAGCCGGAUUUUUUUUUAUCGGAGACAAAGCGAGAAUUUGAGUUUGUCCAGAAAUUUCAAGCUCAUUUCGGAUUUGAUAAUCUGGUCACAGUGGAUCCAGUGGGACGAAGUGGUGGACUAGCGCUUUAUUACAAUAAUGAGUACCAGGUUAAUGUUUUAUAUUCAAGUAAUCGAAUGAUAGAUGUGGAAGCAGUGGCUCUUGGAAAAACAGUCUAUAUGACGUUUGUGUAUGGAGAUCCAGUUCAAGACCUACGAGAACAAGUGUGGGAAAGUUUAACUAGAUAUGGAAUUUCGCGAUUAGAGCCAUGGUUUAUUAUUGGUGAUUUAAAUGAGAUCACAGGAAAUCAUGAAAAAGAAGGUAGAGCUUUGAGAAGUGCAAACUCAUUUGUUCCUUUCAACAAUAUGAUAAGGAAUUGUGGUUUACUGGAGUUUCCUGCCAAAGGAAAUAAGUUGUCAUGGCAAGGAAGAAGAGGCAAAGGCAAAGGGGCAGUAAUGGUUAGAUGUCUUUUAGAUCGUGCAUUAGCGAAUGAGGAGUGGCACACGCUAUUCCCCUGUUCUUAUACAGAAUAUUUAGGGAUGGUGGCAUCGGAUCAUCGCCCAGUAGUGGCUUACUUAGAAGAUAAAAUUAUCAGGAGAAAAGGGCAGUUUAGAUUUGAUAAGAGAUGGGUUGGACAAGAAGGCCUUAUGGAAUCAAUUACAAUGGGAUGGUCCGAUAAUAGUGAAAGAACAGGAACUGGUAUAGUGGCAAAAUUUAGUAAUUGCCGUCAUGAAAUAGCCAAAUGGAGGAAAAAUAAUCCACCUUUUGGGAAGGAAAAAAUAUCAGACUUACAGAAGGCUCUUGAAGAGGUACAAACAGAUGAUACUAGAUCUCAGGAGGAUAUUAUGGAGGUGUCGAGAAAGUUGCAAAAAGCUUACAAGGACGAAGAGGAGUACUGGCAUCAGAAAAGCAGAAAUAUGCGGUAUUCAUCUGGAGACCUCAAUACAAAAUUCUAUCAUGCUUUAAUUAAGCAACGAAGAGUCCGUAAUAGGAUCGUAGGUCUAUAUGAUGUUGAUGGAAAUUGAAUUACAGAGGAUAAUGGAGUAGAGAAAGUUGCGGUUGACUAUUUUGAAGAAUUAUUUACUACAACUUCUCCAUCGGAGUUUGACGAUUUUUUCUCAGAGGUAACACCGAGCAUAACUCCACAGAUUAAUCAACGAUUAAUGAGGAUAGCGACAGAGGAUGAGGUCAGAGAGGCUCUGUUUAUGAUGCAUCAAGAGAAGGCACCAGGACCGGAUGGCAUGACAGCUCUCUUUUUCCAACACUCAUGGCAUAUUAUUAAGGGAGAUUUGGUGGAGCUGGUGAAUGAUUUUUUGGUUUCUGGAGAAAUGGAUUCAAGGUUAAAUAUUACUAAUAUAUGUAUGAUUCCAAAGACAGAGAGACCUACAAGGAUGACGGAGUUGCGACCCAUCAGCUUAUGUAAUGUAGGGUAUAAAAUUAUUUCGAAGGUUUUGUGUCAACGUUUGAAGUUGUAGCUACCCUCUCUAGUAUCAGAAACGCAAUCGGCAUUUGUGGCAGGACGGCUGAUUUCUGAUAAUAUUCUUAUAGCACAGGAAAUGUUUCAUGGAUUACGGAUUAAUGAGGCGUGUAAAGGAAAGUAUAUGGCAGUAAAAACGGAUAUGAGUAAGGCUUACGAUAGGGUAGAAUGGGAGUUUAUUAAGGCAUUACUACGGAAAAUGGGGUUUCAUGACCAUUGGAUUAGACUAAUGGUGGAGUGUAUAUCAUCGGUUCAAUAUCGGGUCCUUUUAAAUGGCCAACCUCGGGGCCUCAUUGUGCCACAAAGGGGUUUACGUCAAGGAGAUCCUUUAUCUCCCUAUUUAUUUAUUUUGUGUACCGAGGCUUUGAUAGCAAAUAUUAAGAAGACGGAGAGGGAGAAAUAAUUAACAGGAAUAAAGGUGGCCAGAGCAUGCCCUUCAAUAUCUCUUUUGCUUUUUGCGGAUGAUAGUCUCUUUUUUUGUAAAAGCUCAAAAGGAAGAGUGUUACACCAUUCUAAGGAUUUUAAAGGAAUAUGAGAAAGCUUCAGGUCAACUAAUAAACUUUGAUAAGUCUUCCAUUCAAUUUGGGCACAAGAUAGAAGAAUCUGUCAGACAGGAGCUAAGAGAUAUUUUGGGCAUACAUAAUUUGGGAGGGAUGGGAACUUAUCUAGUCAUGCCGGAAAGUCUUGGGGGUUCUAAGAUACAAGUUUUUGUCUUCGUACAGGAUCAGCUAAAUAAUAGGGUCAAUGGAUGGACUUUUAAGUUCUUUACGAAAGGAGGAAAAUAAGUGAUCAUCAAAGAAGUGAUUACGGCUUUGCCAAAUCAUGUGAUGUCUUGCUAUCGUUUACCCAAGGCUACUACAAAAAAACUGACGAGUGCGGUAGCACAAUUUUGGUGGAGCCCUGGCGGUAAUACAAGAGGAAUGCAUUGGAAAUCAUGGGAUAAAGUAUGUGUUAGUAAGGAUGAUGGAGGUUUAGGGUUUAAAGAUAUCACUGAUUUCAACACGGCGAUGCUUGGUAAACAGUUAUGGCGGCUGAUAGAGAAGCCAAAUACUUUAUUUUCUCGAGUUUUUAAAGGUCGGUAUUACAGGAAUGCAUCACCCCUGGAUCCGAUUCGUUCAUAUUUUCCGUCAUAUGGUUGGCGGAGUAUUGUAUCUGCUAGAUCUCUGGUAAGAAAAGGACUAGUCAAAAGGGUGGGAACAGGAUCCUCUAUAUCCGUAUGGAAUGCUCCUUGGCUUCCAACCACUCGCCUGAGACCAGCUAAUAAAAAUCAACACAAUCUUUACCCAGACCUUACAGUGGAUUCUCUUAUUGAUCCUCAUUUGCGAAGAUGGAAUUCGCCGACGCUUCGGGCUUUGGUGGACCCACAGGAUGUCAAAAUUGAUAGAAAGUAUACCACUGAGUAGAACUCGGAUGGCAGAACAAGCGGGAUGGCAUUUCAAAAAUAAUGGAAAAUAUACGGUUAAAUCUGGAUAUCAGGUUGAAAAGAUAUACCCAGAUAAGGAAAAACCACCAUUAGUGUUUGGACCCACGGUGGAUAUUUUGAAGGCAUAUUGUUGGAAAAUACGGUGUCCACCGAAAAUUAAGCAUUUUCUAUGGCAAUUGGUGACAGGGUGCAUAGCAGUUAAGAAGAAUCUGCAUAUGCGAGGGAUACCCGGAGAUAUCUGUUGUGCAAGAUGUGGAGCAGAGGAGGAAUCGAUCAACCAUAUUUUUUUGAAUGUCCUCCUGCACUUCAGGCAUGGGCUCUUUCAAAGAUUCCAAAAAAUCCAACUAUGUUCCCAACAAGUUCUCUCUUUGUGAACAUGGAUCAUCUCUUUUGAAGAGUUGUUCCACAGAUGGAGGAUCAUCAGUUUGCAUGGAUACUAUGGUACAUAUGGAAAGGAAGAAAUAAUAAAGUCUUCAGUAAUAUUGAUGUGGAUCCUUUGGAUACUCUUAAACUGGCAGAAACGGAAUCAAAACUUUGGGCUGAGGCACAAAUAUUGAAUGACCAAAAGAGGACGCCACAGGUAGAGGCUAUGAUUCUUCCGUCAAUUCCAGGAAGAUGGUGUUUUACGGAUAGUUCCUGGAAAGAGAAUGAUAUUUUUUCAGGUCAAAGAUGGUAUAGUACCUUAGAAGGAUUUGAGGGCUUGAUGGGGGCAAGGAAUGUCCGGGCUUCACUCUCUCCUCUUCAUGCAGUGAUGGAAGCUUUACUAUGGGCUAUGGAAUGCAGGAAAAACUUACGAUAAUUUCAGGUUACAAUUGCAAUGGAUUGUUCUCAAUUGGUGAAGAUGGUUUCAGAACCAGAAAAAUGGUCAGCGUUUGCAAGUUAUUUGGAGAUAUAAACAGCCUGAAAGAGAGUUUUUUCAGCGCAGAGAUUAUCUAUGUACCAAGAGCGCAUAACAAGAAGGCGGAUAGCUUAGCCCGCAGUGCUAGGAAGGAAACGUCUUUUAUAGUUCACAUGGAUCAAGAUCUCCCAGUGUGGUUCACAGAGUCAAUAUGAGUCUGUAAAGUUGAUUAAAAAAAAAAAUAUUAACUAUAGUUUUUUUUACUGUAUUUGACUUCAAGGGAGUCACAAAUUUCACUCCUUCGUACUGAACUGCACCUUUUGAUUCCAUUACCUAAAACAACAUUAUCGUAUUGCAAUCAUUUUAUUACUGACUCAUAAGACUUAGUGGAAAUGGUUUCAUUUCCCAAAGAAUGGCCAGCAGAAUAUUGGUGAAGUUGAAGUCCUAUGAGAUACCGAUCAAAUUUUCAAAAUGGUUUUUUUUUAAGGACAUGCUCGCACCAAGUAUUGUGGUUUUUCCUAUGUCAUAAUAGUGAUGUCUUACUGCUAAGAUGUUUUUAAAUUCGCCCUUUACGAGUUCGUAUUAAAUAUUUAUAACUCUUGUUUAGAAAAUAUUAUCAAACUUGCAAUAAAAUUAACACACGAUAGUUGACGUGUGACCGAAGUUACUUUCAGCAUGUUUUGCAAAAGGUUGUUGGGGGUGGAUUUACAUCCUCCCUCAAGGCCCAUUAGACAAUGUACUAAGCUCAUUUGGCUAGAAAACUCUAGACAUAUAUUUGUAUAAAUAAAGAGAUAUCUCUCUUGAGCAAGGGAUCUCUCUUCUCCCAUUUGAUAUUAAACACUUCAUACAAAGAGCUUAUUGAUUCUUAGAUUUAUUUACACUUGUAAUCAUACAUGUAAUAUAAUCUUUAAUCAAUAAAUUCUUUUUGAUGUUCUUUCUCCAUUUGAUUUCUCUUUACCCUCAAGAAUCUAAGAAAUCUAUUUCUUAAAUUCUUCAUUGUAUGAUUCCGACAAACACACCGUUUUCGGUUCAAACAGUUGGCGCUAGAAGGAGGGGUCCAAAGAGAACAAUUUUCAAAGCAAAUCAAAUUUGGAAGAACCCUAGAUCUACAAAAAAAAAAAGAAAAAAAAAAAAAAAAGAGAAAGAUCAAGAAUCAAAAUGGAUUAUUUUCUCUUCCAUUCUCGAAGCAGAGCUUUCUCAUCCCCGGUGAACCUGUAAUCAUAGCCGUUCCAGAUCUUGCUUCACCUCAAGUUUUCAGUCCGGCAACUAGAAGAUCUCGGUGUGAUCUCGGCGUUCUCGGUUCGUCUACGUCAAGCAUAAAUCUCCGGUCAAGCAUAUCAGUUGGGCCCGUAAGCCCAAUUCUCCACUGAAGGAGCUUGUCGCAUCUGUCUCCUCUUUGCUCAGAAAGAUUGCAAAAAGCUCGAGAAUUGAUCUCGGCGAAGCUCACGAGCUUGACCUUGCAACACCUGAAACUUUCAGUCCAUCAAGUAGCUCCCGACUCGUGCUUUGGAGUCCCGCUUUGCUCACGGAAGAGACAGAGGUCAGAGAUUCAAUCCUGGUGGCGAGUUUGAGCUUUGACGAGGAAGACGUACUUCUUGGCACCGAGUGAAUUCGAAGAUGUAGAUCCAGCGGCUUCGUUGAUUGAUCGCUUCAUCUUCGUCAUUUCUGAAGAAUCUGACGGAACGACAUCCUUGGAUGAAUGCUAGUGACGGCACGGCCGCAUGGGUAGUAGUUUCCUUGAAGCGGUAUCCUAUCUCUUGUAACAGGCGAUUAGCUCCUGGUCAUCAAAAGCCUCAUCGACAAGCUCCACACGAUACUCCAAGUCUGAUCAGUCCCCAUCGCCUUUCUCAUGAAGCUCUGCUCUUGAUGUCAUUGGUUUUGUAACGGCGGAGUCGUUGUUCUCCGGCAAGAGAAACAAAUUACUUGAAGGAUAAAGUUCAGACAUCAUUUAUUGGUUCGUGGGCUAGUAUCGGAGUAAUAGGUCAAUCUCGUUUCAGCUAUUCCCGUCGUUAGCUAUCACUGGAGAACAGAAGCCACAGUGAUUUAUUGACAAAGGAAGAAGCUUUCUCAUGAAGCGAUGCUCUUGAUAUCAGCAAAGGCUCACCAAAGUUCGAAACUUCCUUCGAGAGCCUCACCAUCUUGCCGUCAGAAGCUUAUAUAAGACAAGCUGCAUCUCUCAGCCUUGUUGAAAGUUUGAGCUCACGAGCACGCAAGAAUCAGAAAGGUUUCUCUUCAUCUCGUCGUACUUAUCUCGGCGUAGUCUUGCCGCUAACAGUUUCAGGAUCAGUAAUGGAAUGUCAUUGCAUCUUUGCCACAAGAAGUUGAGUUUACUUGAAUGGUUCUCGGCUAAACUUAACACUUGACGGCGACGAAGGCUCAGCCACUUGCUCCGCAUCUCAUUCGAGGCUUGGAGUUGUUCUCGAGUACAGCCGGAGAAGGCUUUUCCUGUGUUGAUCAGCGUUAGCCUGUCCCUUAGCUGCUGGUUCACCUGACUUCUUGGGCUGUCUCUGUUUCUUAGGACGAGAUGGAAAUGAUGAAACGAUCUCAGCAUGAUAAUUCUUGAGGUCGACAUUACCUUGCCUUCUUCUCCAAAGUUCGCCAAGACGAGCUUACCGCAACCGGCACGAACUUGAGAGAAGGAGAGACCGAUGGAAACAAACAACAACAACAUAGAGCUGCUUCUUCAGCUAUGUACAGAUCCGUGCAGAUGAUCUCUAGAGAAGACUUAUAGGGAACGCUCUACUGAUGGGCUAAAGCAGUUGAGAACUGCGAUGUGGCAAUGGUUGAUCUCUCAACUACACGUAACAACGAGGUGUCAUAUCGGCAACAAAAGCUAUUCGUCACGAACUUGCCAUCUCAGUCGUGUUUCUCCGCAUGGCUCUAGAGUAUCAAGCUCUAGACAGACCUGCAGCGGACGUGAUUCUCGUCGGCUCGGCUUCGACUUGUUACAUACAACCACCUCUUCACAACAAAGAUAAGUUAUUUUAUCAAACCAUCACGUGUUUUAAUCACGUAAACAUUGUGGCUUUGGUUUAAACUAAUGAAACAACUCUAAACUGUUCAUUCAUCUUAUGUUAUUGCUUAGCUGUUGGUAGUCUAUGAUAUUAAUAAGUUGACAAUUAUUAUAUCAUCAUGCACAACUCACUAGCAUUAAGUAAAAUCAAGUUCAAUCGGUUGUUUAUUAAUUAUGCAAUUGUUGAUUUUUUCUCUUGGUUUAUAUUGAUCUAAUCAUGAUCAUGGUUUUCUUGAGCCAGAGAUCGUUGAGCCAAAAGGAAAAGAGAAUCACAAGCGGUUGCCACCAUCAUGUCCUCAUGCUUCGAAGGACGGCCCUCACCUACGAGCUUGUCGGAAGCAGCACAAGUCGGCGUUUUCUCACGUCAUCAUGGCCUGACGAACACACAAGCCAACAACUUUCUCGGCACACAUGAUCUCAACACGAGACUUCGGGUCGGCAAUAGUUCGGUUCAAGGAGAUGGUUGGUGCAGAGGCUGGAAAAGUGGUUGAUAUCUCAACACUGUUGAUGGGUUUCAGGGAAUGGAGAAGGAUGUUGCAAUAUUUUCAUGCGUCAGGGCUAACGAUAAAGGGGAAAUAGGUUUUCUCUCUAAUUCUCGGAGAAUGAAUGUUGGCAUUACACGAGCUUAGUCUUUUGUACCGGUAAAACAAAGUCACUUUUUCUAUGUGCAUAGAGCAUUUCCAAUAUAUUAUUCCAUUUUCUAUUCCAAAAUAGUGUAAUUCCAAAAUAUAAUUGGAUUUUACUCCAAUAUAUUACUCCAUUUUUUA
Molecule: messenger RNA, 12715 nt
Organism: Brassica napus (rape)
Lineage: Eukaryota; Viridiplantae; Streptophyta; Magnoliopsida; Brassicales; Brassicaceae
Exons: 3
Coding region: 2398-3423 (341 amino acids)
Source: RefSeq, a predicted model, not a curated record